Microthlaspi erraticum is the source of this 201-nucleotide messenger RNA. NCBI's taxonomy places the organism in Eukaryota, Viridiplantae, Streptophyta, Magnoliopsida, Brassicales, Brassicaceae. The record is from the annotation of a GenBank genome assembly.
AUGCAGGUAGAACUAUAUGCGGAAUACGAUACUAAGAUGCUGCUUCCAUUCUUACGUGGCAGUCAACAUUACAAGUUAGAAAAGGCAUAUGAACUUUGUGUCAAGAAAGAUCUAUUAAGAGAGCAGGUGUUUAUCCUGGGGAGGAUGGGAAAUGCAAAACAAGCUCCUGCCGUCAUCAUAAAUAAACUGCGUGAUAUAUAG